Molecule: messenger RNA, 1809 nt
Organism: Parasteatoda tepidariorum (common house spider)
Lineage: Eukaryota; Metazoa; Arthropoda; Arachnida; Araneae; Theridiidae
Source: RefSeq, a predicted model, not a curated record
UUUUUUUAUGGACAUAAAUUCACUAUUAUAACUGAUUAUCAGACUAUGUUAGGAAUUUUUUCAAAAAAUAAGCCUACUAAAGAAAUUUUGUCUCCUCGUAUGCUGAGAUGGUCUUUAGUACUUAAUGCAUAUGAUUAUACUCUAAUUCAUAGACCAGGAAAAAAAAUUCAAAAUGCAGAUUCUUUAAGUAGACUUCCAAAAGAGACUGAUAAAUUUGAGGUUCCUGCUUCUUUUAGAGGUAUUGUUUACCGAGGAUUUACAAGAUCCUCCACUUCAGACAGCAGAGAUUGCAAAAUUAGCAUUGCGCGAUCCAAUUUUGUCAAGAGUACUAAAUUGGGUUCUAGAGGAUGGCCAAAUGAAAAACCGGAUAAAAAAUUUCAGACUUUUUUCUCGAAACGUAACGAACUUUCUACCCAUCGAAAUUGCCUAUUAUGGGGUAAUAGAGUAGCUAUUCCAGUGUUGGGACAAUCACGUGUUCUCCAGGCUCUACAUCUGGGACAUCCAGAAAUUGAAAGAAUGAAAGCUCUCUCACGUUCAUACGUGUGGUGGCUAGACAGGGACUAUGACAUAGAAGUGCGCGUUCAAAGAUGCCAGGAAUGUCAACAGACGCGUCAUGCCCCUCCGAAUGCUCCAGUGCAUCCUUGAAAGAUUCCGGAGAAACCUUGGUCCCGUCUUCAUAUAGAUUUCGCUGGUCCGUUUCAGGAACAAGAAUUCUUCAUCCUUGUAGAUGCCAUGUCGAAGUGGAUCGAAGUUCGUCAUAUGACUUCUACGUCUACUUCUGCAACAGUCGACGUCGUACGUGAAAUCUUUGCUACCCAUGGGAUACCUGAAGUCAUCGUUUCCGAUAACGGAGGCCAGUUUCGAGCAUCGGAGUACCAGACUUUCUUAGAGAGGAAUCUCGUCAGAAGGGUUAUGAUCGCACCAAGACGUCCGUCCGGAAAUGGUCAAGCUGAAAGAACAGUCCAGAGCGUGAAAGAUUCCCUGAGACGUAUAGAAGGGAAAUUGCAAGAAACGUCUAGCCCAGUUCCUUCUUCAACAACAUUGCACUCCCGCCACAACAAUAAGUGCUAGUCCUGCAGAACUGUUAAUGGGGAGGAAGCUGAGAACCGUCUUAGUAGACUCUAUCCAGAUCUGGCGGCAGAGAGGAAGUUGAGACAGGAGCAAGAUGCGUAUAGAAAAAAAUGGCGAUUUUCUUCCAAGAUCGUUCAGUGCCGACGAUCCAGUCUUUGUGAGGAGCUAUGGACAGGGUCCAAAGUGGUUUUCAGCAACGGUAAUUAAACCCACGGAUCCAGAUUCUUACCAAGCUGUGACAACAGGAGGCGAGAUAGUUAAACGUCACGUAGAUCAAAUGUGGAAGCGUAUUCCUGAUCGGUUGACUAUUCCGUUUGAUCCUAGUGUAGCAUCUCCACCAGCACCGAGUUUUGAGACUGAAGUACCAUCUUCCAUUCCUGCUAGUGCGGAUUCUCAGAGUGCAGUGGUUGAGCCUACAAUACCAAAACAAGAGUCUUUAGUUCCAGAACAGACUUCAAGAACUUUGAGGCCCAGACAUAGCAUCGUUAGGCCAAGCAGGUUCAAGGACUUUGUUCUAUCUUAGGACAAAGAGAUGUUGUGAUGACAGCCGACGUCACCUUCUGUCAUCACUACGCGUCAAUGACGACAGCCUGCAGUCUCUGAACAGCGGUGCUGCCUUACCUUUCCAGAGAGUAUAUAAACACGUUACAAAUAGAUUUUCAUUCGCUAAUCUUUGUUACUUGCUCCUAGCAUGCUAUUUGUUAUGUUUUGUUAGUUUAUUAAAUAUAUAUUUUUAGU